GUGAGACUCCUCCUGAUAAUCGAGUUCUAAACUGGGGUCUGUGAAUAUGAAUGGUUUUCAAAAGACUAAAUAGCAGAAAAUAAGCCUAGCCAAGUCAAGUGUGCUGACCUCUAGUUUUAGCUCGUUGAGUUUACGAGUGUACUUCACAGCAGCUAAUUUGACCUUUAGUUUGUUUAUAGUGCUUCAUCAUCAUCAUCAUUGUCAAAAGUGGUGGACCAAACUAUCAUGUGUGAAUUGAAUUUAACAACGUCAUGGGUUUGUGUGACUUAGAAUCAAAUCCAAUCUAGAUCAAAUCGUAGAUAAUUGUUGUCUUGACAGCUGUGUAAUAGGUAAACAUAAAGAAGGAUGAACAUAUAAGCCUUUUUGUUUACCAUCCUCUGGAUCUUCAUGGAGCCUGCUCAAGAGCUGCAACAAGAUACUCAAGCCGAUGACAGAGAGCAAAACUCAAAUAAAGGCACUUUUGUUACCAACCUAAUGAAACUUCCUAGACUCAAACAUUACAAGUGGUGGCUUCGUAUUGCCUCUUACUCCUUUCUUAUUGCCGGCCAGACUGUAGCGACUCUCUUGGGAAGAUUAUACUUUGAUCAAGGUGGGAAUAGCAAAUGGAUGGCAACAUUUGUUCAAUCAGCUGGCUUCCCAAUAUUACUUCCUCUACUAUUCUUCUUCUCGCUAUCGUUAAGAUCCUCUGCAAGCACCACCUUAAACACUUCCUCUACAAAAUUGCCACCUCUCUCCACCCUUGCCUUUCUCUACUUUGCUUUUGGCCUAAUGUUGACAGGUAACAACCUGAUGUAUUCAUAUGGACUCUUAUACCUCCCUGUCUCUACUUAUUCUCUACUAUGUGCAACCCAAUUGGCCUUUAAUGCCCUCUUCUCAUUUUUCUUCAAUUCACAAAAAUUCACUCCCUUUAUACUCAACUCUCUUGUCCUUCUUACCAUAUCAGCAUCCCUUCUUGCAGUCAAUACCAACUCCGAAAACAUGACCGGAAUACCUAAAGGAAAGUAUGUAAUUGGAUUUCUUUGCACGCUUGGUGCAUCUGCAAUAUUCUCAUUAAACCUUUCCUUGGUACAACUUUCUUUCCAAAAAGUUAUAAAAACAGAGACUUUUUCUGCUGUACUGGAUAUGCAAUUCUAUCCAUCAUUUGUCGCAACUUGUGGCUGUGUGGUAGGACUUUUUGCAAGUGGAGAAUGGAAAAUUUUGCGGAAUGAGAUGGAGAAUUAUGGAAAAGGAAGGGUAUCCUAUAUGAUGACUUUGAUUUGGACGGCUGUGACAUGGCAAAUUUCUUCAACAGCUAUGUUGGGGUUGAUUUUUGAGGUAUCUUCACUCUUCUGCAAUGUCAUUAGCACAUUGGCUUUGCCUGUUGUUCCCAUUCUUGCAGUAAUGUUUUUUCAUGACAAGAUGGAUGGGGUGAAGGUGACGGCUUUGUUGUUAGCAGUCUGGGGUUUUCUUUCAUACAUCUAUCAACAUUAUCUUGAUGAUUCUAAAUCCAAGGUUAACAAAACCGGUUAUAAUGAGUCUUCUGGGGCAGGGGCUGUAAUAGAGGUUUGUUGAUGACAUUUUUUUUAAAGAGAAAAGUAAAGAAAUGUCCACCCCGUGUAAUCCCGUGUGGGCUCAGAGACACUACCCCGUAGGCCCUAACGAGAACGUUAGGGAUUUAAAUGGGGGAAAUUGU
Quercus robur (English oak) is the source of this 1672-nucleotide messenger RNA. RefSeq names its product probable purine permease 11. Gene Ontology annotation, cellular component: membrane. The transcript has 2 exons. The coding region runs from base 388 to 1551 and encodes 387 amino acids. The record is from RefSeq and is a predicted model, not a curated record. Lineage: Eukaryota; Viridiplantae; Streptophyta; Magnoliopsida; Fagales; Fagaceae. Gene Ontology annotation, molecular function: purine nucleoside transmembrane transporter activity.